AUGGCUCAGCCUCAUGGUCCUCCACUGGUGAAUCCCUCCCGUUGUUCUGCGAUUGCAGCAUGGCAAGGGCGCCUCGGUCGAUUCCCGUGUCAAAUGCACCAGGUGCUCCACACUGAACUGGCCAGUUGCUCUCGCCAAUCGCAUAUGGGCCCGAAGCGCAGGCAAAACACCUUCGACGAACUGGUCAGACAGCAACUGCUGGCGCGACACUCCGUCCAGUUCCGGAAAAGCCCAAUUCAACGACUGAUGCAGGCUGGCGAAGAACACCAUGGGGUCGCCUCUAGGUCCGAUCCUGGCUGUCUUGAACUGCCUCAUAGCCUACCGGCGGUCGGCCGGACGCAAAUGUCAUCACCCUCCUCACUCUCAGCUGACUCAAACAGCUUCAUUUAUUCUAAACGGGACUCGUACGGUUCAAACUGGAAACUACCGAGCGCGUCAUAUGCCGCAAAUGUCACCGGUCAACAAUUACAAAAAGACAAACUGAAACCGCUCUCCAUGAAGAAAAUUGUCGUGGCCUUCCAGUGUGGCCCACUGUCAGCACAAAAUGUUUUGAGUCUUCUCAAAUUGGAUGAGCUAUUCGAGAACCGACGUUGGUGUUCCACUCCUUGCGGUUAUUUUUUGCUACCGCAGUACGGUUCAAACUGGAAACUACCGAGCGCGUCAUAUGCCGCAAAUGUCACCGGUCAACAAUUACAAAAAGACAAACUGAAACCGCUCUCCAUGAAGAAAAUUGUCGUGGCCUUCCAGUGUGGCCCACUGUCAGCACAAAAUGUUUUGAGUCUUCUCAAAUUGGAUGAGCUAUUCGAGAAC
This is a messenger RNA of Opisthorchis viverrini, 810 nucleotides long. RefSeq lists its product as hypothetical. The record is from RefSeq and is a predicted model, not a curated record. Lineage: Eukaryota; Metazoa; Platyhelminthes; Trematoda; Opisthorchiida; Opisthorchiidae. The annotation marks the transcript as partial. The transcript has 5 exons.